AUGCGCUGGGGAACUCUGCGGUCCCUCGCUGGGUCCGCUUUGGCGGUCCUGCUUCUCGGGCAGCUAGUCGUUGCGGAUAUUCCCAUCGAGGUCUCCUCCACUGGUAUACCCCAUCCCAACUCCUACCUAGCUCCUACCCAGCUCUACCCAGCUCUACCCAGCUCUACCCAGCUCCACCCAGCUCUUACCCAGCUCUUACCCAGCUCCUACUAUCGCGUUGCGUCCACAGUGUUGCCUCCCGAUCUUGCCGGCAAGGAGAUCGCCGCUCCGAUGAUGACGUUCUAUGCCCAGAACCAGACAGAGGGGAUCCCAGGGAAGCUCACCGAUACGUGGUACGUGGCGGGUGCUAUGUUCAUGACGUUGAUCCAGUACUGGCAAGCGUCGGGCGACGACCAGUAUAAUUCCAUCGUAUCGCAUGACCUGAUGUUCCAGGCCGGCCGGAACUACGACUUCUUCGAUUCGAACUACAGCCGGUGGCUCGGGAACGACGACCAGAUGUUCUGGGGUCUAGCAGCCAUUACCGCUUCGGAGACCGGGUUCCCUGAGAUCGAGAACAAGCCGACUUGGACGACGCUGGCUCGCGCGGUCUUUAACAUGCAGGCGAACCGCUGGGAUAUGAGCGCCUGUAAUGGAGGUAUUAACUGGCAGAUCCAUGCAUGGCAGAAAGGGAACAAGCUGCGCAACUCCAUCUCCAACGGCGGUCUCUUCCAGCUCGCAGCCCGGCUGGGCCGGUUUACCGAGAACUCGACCUAUUUUGAGUUUGCUGAGAAGAUCUGGGACUGGUCGGUGGAUUCGCCGUUGAUCACACCGGACCAGGACUGGUUCGUGGCCGAUUCGACAACCGGCCAGAGCAAUUGCACGGAAAGCGGAAAUAUGCAGUGGAGCUAUAACUACGGCUCGUAUCUCGCGGGCUGCGCUUUCAUGUACAAUGCCACCGGCGACGAAAAGUGGCUCAGAGCCACCACCGGUCUUCUUGCACGCCUCGAAACGACCUUCUUCCCCGCCGAGUACGACCACAGUGUCAUGUCCGAAGUGUCCUGCGAGAAACUCCAUACCUGCGAUCGCAACAUGCUCUGCUUCAAGGGCUGGACCGCUAUGUGGAUGGCACUUACAGCAAAUCUCGUCCCACAGACACGGGCGACCAUCGUUCCAAAGCUCCAGGGAUCGGCCGCAGCCAUCGGCCGCCAAUGCGACGGAGAAAGCGAGAACCUGUGCGGGAGCCGCUGGUAUCAGGACACCUGGGACGGGAUCAAGGGGCUGGAGGUGCAGAUGGCUGCUCUCGGCGGCAUCACGUCCAACUUGAUGCUCAUGACUGAAGCCACAGCGAAGACAAUCAAUACCAACCCCGAUGCCAAAGAGCAGCACCUUGAGACACACGAUGAUGAUCCGGCUAUCUUGCGCACUAUUACCACGGGCGACCGCGUGGGCUCGUGGAUCCUGACCGCUGCCUGGAGUAUAGGGAUAUUAUCCGCGGCGUGGUGGUUGGUUAGGCAGGAUUGA
Molecule: messenger RNA, 1500 nt
Organism: Aspergillus nidulans FGSC A4
Lineage: Eukaryota; Fungi; Ascomycota; Eurotiomycetes; Eurotiales; Aspergillaceae
Product: putative mannan endo-1,6-alpha-mannosidase dfgD
Exons: 4
Coding region: 1-1500 (499 amino acids)
Biological process (GO): carbohydrate catabolic process; carbohydrate metabolic process
Cellular component (GO): endomembrane system
Molecular function (GO): mannan endo-1,6-alpha-mannosidase activity
Source: RefSeq, a predicted model, not a curated record